Mizuhopecten yessoensis (Yesso scallop) is the source of this 969-nucleotide messenger RNA. RefSeq lists its product as uncharacterized. Bases 201 to 869 code for a protein of 222 amino acids. Gene Ontology annotation, molecular function: chitin binding. Lineage: Eukaryota; Metazoa; Mollusca; Bivalvia; Pectinida; Pectinidae. Gene Ontology annotation, cellular component: extracellular region. The transcript is spliced from 3 exons. The record is from RefSeq and is a predicted model, not a curated record.
UGACCCGUCAUCGAGACGAUCUACUUCGUCAUUUCCGGUCACAGGCAAAAUGAUUACCAUGGUAUAUCAUAGUAUCAUCCUUAAUUUGGGAAGGUUAGAGUAAAGUAUAUAUACUCGGAUGCAUUAAACUACGGAGCAUACAAUUGAUAUUUCCCAGACAUACACCAAACACUGGUACAGUUCCAUAUACAAACGUCACAAUGAAAGGACUUGUUCUGGUGUCAAUUCUUGCCAUCGCAUCAGCGCUCGAUGUAAGUAAGGAGUGUGAGGAUAUGACCGGUGUCGGGUGGAAAGAAGACCCUGCAGAUUGUUCCGUUUUUUAUUUGUGUUACAACGGACGGAGAACUAAAUACGUUUGUCCUGAAAACAUGGUUACAGACCCUGACAGUGAAGCAUGUGUUCCCAGAGGAUCGCCCUUCGACAAGUGCUCCAAACAAAACAUGCCAGUUCUCCCAUGUAACGCGGCUUUGCAGGAGUCCUGUGCCAAAUACACGAACUGCCCAGUUCCGAGGGAAAUGGGGAUGCCCUUCAUACCGGAAGUACAAGAGUGUCCCUACCCUCUACUGUACGACGAGGACAGUAAGCGCUGUGCUUACCCGGACACCGUCAAAUGUGGGGACAGGAUCGAACCCAAGGAUCCAUGUGAUUACAUGGCUAACCAGUGUGACGGUCCUAACUGUGUGCCGUGUAGCGUCCGUCACCCUAGCUGUACCGGACGACCAGACGGACUUAACGUGUGGGCCGGUAGAGAGAAGACCCCUUACUUUGUUGUCUGUCGAGGCGAGCGUGUGGUAUACCAGGGUCUGUGUCCUCAUGGGGAUAAGGGGCGAUUAUUCGACCCUGAAAUAUCAGGAUGUGUGGAUAUAUAGAUUGAAAUAUUUAAUAAAUAUAUGUACAUAUAUAGAUGUUUUUCGAUGAGAUUAUACUGAAGUGUGCCAUUCAUUAUAUUCUUUUGAGAUUACAACUUAU